Molecule: messenger RNA, 2269 nt
Organism: Corvus hawaiiensis (hawaiian crow)
Lineage: Eukaryota; Metazoa; Chordata; Aves; Passeriformes; Corvidae
Gene: DIPK1C
Product: divergent protein kinase domain 1C
Exons: 4
Coding region: 79-1320 (413 amino acids)
Source: RefSeq, a predicted model, not a curated record
GGCUCCCCCGGCCCCGCCGCCGCUCGCUCGGGGCCGCCGCAGCUGAAGCGGCCGCCCCAGCCCAGCCCCGGCGCGGCGAUGAGGGGCAUCCCGGGCUUAAAGCGGCUGCGGCUCAAAAUCUGGCGGCGAUGCGCCCUGCUGCUGCUCCUCCUCUGGGCUGCCUGCUGGGUGGUGGUGAGCGCUGCGCUGUUCCUCCUCCACAGGAGCGUCUUCUCCGAGCGCUGCACGGACGAGAAAAGCCACCGGAUCCUGGCCAGGCUGUGCCUCGACUACAGCAGCGGAGCCCUGACUGGGGACCUCUGUGAAGACCUGUGCGUGGCACAGAAGCUGGUGUACAAACACUGCCUUUACUAUGAUAGAGGUAAGAAGGUCAUUCAGGCUGAUUGGAGAGGCCAGCCCAUCAUACUGAAAUCCAAAAAAGAGAUCUUUUCCAGCUACCAGCACCUCAGUAUGCUAGAGGAGGUGGAAACACAGGAUAUCCCUGAAACAGAGUUUCUGCUUAUGGUAGCUUUGGAGGUCAAAAAUGCCCUGGGGCUAGAACUGUCUAACAAUACCAUGGGGCCCCUGUGGACAAGGAAGAAGGGACCACGUUGGAAAGCACAGGUGGCCAGCAUGUGGUCCUUGCUCCAGCAGGAAGAAUAUAUCUACUUCAGUUUGCUGCAGGACCUCAGCAAACACGUGCUACGAAUUAUUGGCUCUUGUGGACACUUUUAUGCUGUGGAGUAUCUCACAGCUGGACAUGCCUGGCACAAAACUCUUUUUCCCUUGGAAAACGUGAUCAGCCCCUCCCUUACUGGACACAGAAGCAGGGUGAGAGCCAUCACUGAUAUUGCACUCAGCUUUCUGGACAUGGUGCAGCAUUUUGAUAAUGAUUUCUCUCACCGAUUUCACCUGUGUGACAUCAAACCAGAAAACUUCGCUAUCAGGCACGAUCUCACGGUGGUGGCCAUUGAUGUGGAUAUGGCCUUUUUUGAACCCAAAAUGAGGGACAUCCUGGAACAGAACUGCACGGGAGAUGAAGACUGUAAUUUCUUUGAUUGCUUUUCAAAAUGCAAUCUGAAAAUCAGAAAAUGUGGAGCACAGAGAGCCAAUAACAACUUGCAAGUAAUUUGUGACAAAAUAUUCCGUCGCUGGUUUUCCCCAAGUCUCAGAGGACCACUGGUUUCCCUGCCCCUGCAGCUGCAGCUGCAGCAAGCCGUGCAGGAGUGUGCUCAGCCAGGGCACACAGGUGCCACCGGGCACCAGAGGACUUUGAAAUCUCUCUCCGAGUUGUACCGCCUGCUUCGGGUCACUCAGCGAGAACUGCAAGGGGCAGAGUAGACACAAAAGGCAGAACUGCAAAGGCUACAUCCCAGUCUCUCUGCCAUCCCUCCUAACCUUGUACUUUUACAGCACAGAGAUUGCUUUUCUGCUAUGCAAAUGAAGUUCAUGGCUGCAGGUGCAGCACGUCCUGUUAAUAUCCUCUCAAGUGUUAAAUUGCUUUACAUUACUUGGGUUCUGUUCUUGCUUAUUUUCCUGAGCCAGCGCUACCCCUCUCCAUCAGCAUUCAUCACAUCCUUCUGAGCUGUAGUCACUGCUCAGAUAGCAUCUAAGUGUGAUGCUCAGAGGAUGCAUUUACAGAAGAAAAGUGUAAGUGCAGCAAAACUCUAUCAAUAAUUAAAAUAAUGGGUGGGUGGGUGUGAAUAAGUACAUGCAUGGUGUUUGUUUUAGUUUCUCCAUCAUAUGAGGGUUUUUUUUUACAGUAGAGACAGAGUGUUCUUUGUGAAAAAAAAAAGGGGAUCUCAAGCAGGGAAAUGUGCUGUCACACAAGCAAAGAGUUGCUUUUGUACAAAGCAGUCCUUUCUGAUGUCCCUAAAUGCAUUUUCUCUGGGGCAGUGCGUUACCUGUGUCAUUGCUAACUUUUUGGGGAGAAAUUAUAUAAAAGCUCUUCGGACUUUUCUAGAGCACAAUAAUUAUACCCUUGCUGAGUUCCCAUGUGGGUACUCAUAUUCUGCAGUGAAGAAGUAUGAAUAAUGCCACUGGAUUUUCCCAUGUGAACAAGCCCUCAGGCACUUGUACAUCAGAGUACUUGAUAAGAAGCACUCCUUUGCCAGAGAGCAAAAUUGCCCAGGAAUGUCAACAAUCUGUCCUUUGCACAGAACAAUAUCCAGACCCAGAGUUUUCUUCCACAGUAUUUUUUUAAUGAACAAAAGGAAAAUUUUUGUACAAAUCCAUUAUCUUGCAGUCAGUUACAUAAAUAAAGAUCUCUAGAGUAACUUAAAAUCAUUAA